UUUACAUAUAUAGAAUGUCCUUUCUCCUAUGGGGACAUUCAGUCCAAGGUGGUUGACAACACUAUUACACUGAUAAAAAUGGAAACAAAACGCCUCAGAAAGCUGGUGAAAGCAGGCGAAACUUUAGGUGCGCUUCCAUUCAUUUUCAAAAACUCUGAACUACAAAUAUCUACAAAAAAGUGUCAACUAAUUCAAAGGAAGAUUUUCAUAUUUUCUCAGAUAUUUUACACAUGUUUUCUAGCCGUGAAUACAAUUUUGCUUGCAAAGGGUAAAAGUAGGGGUGGUUCGAAAGCCUUAGAUUUCGACGUUUGUCUUUCAAUGACGGUUGCAAUGGGCAUCAUGACGGUUCUACAGGUUUUAACCAUUGUGAAAAAGAAGCAAGGCUGCAUCUUGGUGAAUGGAUAUAUUCGUUUUACGAAGAAAUUUCAUGCCGAAUUCGUCACUGGAGCAUUUUCCUCGCCAGAAUUUUCAAACUCAAUCCUCCCAGCGGCUACACAGCUAAAAUCUCCCAUUGUUGAACAUAUGUUGCGGAUCUUGGACAUUGUUACCACCUUGGAGCCCAUUGCAAUGUUUUUUAUCCAAUUUUUUGACCCGCAUGUAGCUUUUGCAGUGACAUCCCUUUUUCGGUUUAAAACUUCACCAUGCUCGACUUCAGUUUGUCAGUUUAUUCGAAAAAUGUGUAUCGUUUUAAACUCAAUCUGGAUAUACUGGUUGUCUACUGGUUGCUGCCUUGUGUCCAUUUUCUACGUUAUUAUAGUCAUCAAUUUUCCAUUAAUCAGUUCAAAAAUACAUCAGCAAUUAAAGUAAGUUGAUUAAUGAAAAUAAUGAGUUUGUAUGCAUAAAUUCCAUGAAAAUGAGACACGCAUGUCAAACAUAACUCAUGUAAAGCCAAACCAAAUUUUUAUUGUUACCGAUUCAUGCUUUUUAUAGCAACCAUUAAAAAUGUAAUUGGGAGACAUAC
This is a messenger RNA of Folsomia candida, 961 nucleotides long. RefSeq lists its product as uncharacterized. Bases 79 to 807 code for a protein of 242 amino acids. Lineage: Eukaryota; Metazoa; Arthropoda; Collembola; Entomobryomorpha; Isotomidae. The record is from RefSeq and is a predicted model, not a curated record. The transcript has 2 exons.